Mesocricetus auratus (golden hamster) is the source of this 1118-nucleotide messenger RNA. RefSeq names its product glycine N-acyltransferase-like protein. Bases 76 to 960 code for a protein of 294 amino acids. The record is from RefSeq and is a predicted model, not a curated record. Gene Ontology annotation, molecular function: glycine N-acyltransferase activity. The transcript is spliced from 7 exons. Lineage: Eukaryota; Metazoa; Chordata; Mammalia; Rodentia; Cricetidae. Gene Ontology annotation, cellular component: mitochondrion.
AUUCUAUCUCUCAUAAUCUUACCCUCUAUUGUUCAGGCCUAUAGCCCGAGUGACUUGGAUAAGGUAGCUGCCAAGAUGCUCCAUUUGCGAAAUCCACAGAUGCUGCAGAUGUUGGAGAAGUCCUUAAGGAAACACCUUCCUGAGUCUUUAAAGGUUUAUGGGACUGUCUUCCACAUGAACCAGGGAAACCCAUUCAAACUCAAGGCUCUAGUGGACAAGUGGCCUGACUUUAAAACAGUAAUUGUCCGUCCUCAAGAGGAGGAGAUGGCAGAUGACCUUGAUCCCCAUACCAACACUUACCAGCUCUAUUCUAAGGAUCCUAAGAACUGCUUGGAAUUCCUUGGCACACCAGAGGCUAUCAACUGGAAACAACAUCUGCAGAUCCAAAGUUCACAAUCCAACCUGAAUGGAGUGAUAAUGGGCCUUGCAGCUGCUAAGCUGGUCAAAGUCAAGAGAACACAGUGCGUUCUCUACAUGAUGCCCCAAACAGCAAAAAAGCUGGCUCCUUUCCUGAUGGCGGAGACAGAGAACUUACACAAUAAAUCUGGUAGACCCCGGCCCAUCAACCAAGAGAUGUUUAAACUCUCAUCACUAGAUGUUACCCAUGCUGCCUUGGUGGAUAAAUUCUGGCAUUUUGGGGGCAAUGAGAGGAGCCAGAGAUUCAUUCAGCGCUGUAUCCAGACCUUUCCUAGCUCAUGUCUUCUGGGGCCUGAAGGGACCCCUGUAUCCUGGGCUCUGAUGGACCAAACUGGAGAAAUGCGAAUGGCAGGCACUGUGCCUGAUUACCGGGCACAAGAUCCAGUAGAUGAAGCAUGGCUAGACCUCGCCACUGAGCCACCGACUUUGUUCAGUUCUCUACACUCUAGAUGCCAGCGACACUUCUAUUCAGCUACACAUUGCUAUGCUCGUGUGGAUUAUUGCCCACGGCCAGUUGUGUCAGGGCAUGGUGCUGACUUGUGAAUAGUGUAUGCUUUUCUCUCACACUCUUCCUUUGUUUAGGAGCUGGAGUGCUCUUCAUCAGCAGGUACUUCGAACUAAUUGCUUCACUGGCAGACCUUUGAUUUCUAUUUAAUAACCAUGCUAAAUAUUACAUGAAUAAAUAAAUGAUUGUAGUUGGA